Messenger RNA from Opisthorchis viverrini, 1365 nucleotides. RefSeq lists its product as hypothetical. The record is from RefSeq and is a predicted model, not a curated record. Lineage: Eukaryota; Metazoa; Platyhelminthes; Trematoda; Opisthorchiida; Opisthorchiidae. The transcript is spliced from 4 exons. Gene Ontology annotation, cellular component: junctional membrane complex; endoplasmic reticulum membrane; plasma membrane. The coding region runs from base 1 to 1365 and encodes 454 amino acids.
AUGAUGGAAACUCAAGUUGGUCGGUUCGAUUUUGACGACGGUGGAACCUAUAUUGGUCAAUGGUUUCAGGGCUAUGCACACGGCCUCGGCUUGGCAAUCGGGCCAAACGGAGUGGGAGAAUACUCAGGAGAAUGGGAGUCCGGAUUUGAAACUUGUGGAGUGUAUAUAUGGCCUAGUGGAAACCGUUACACAGGAACCUGGUCAAAUGGCAAACGGCAUGGUAAUGGGCAACAAAUUCGUGGCAAAUGGGUCUACCAAGGUCAGUUUACUAACGGAACCUGCGGGCCAUUUGGUGUCAAAUCCGCCACCAACUGCAUAACCAGUUACGAGGGCAGCUGGAAUAUGAACCGAUUCGAGGGAUUUGGAGUGGAAACUUGUUCGGACGGAAGUGUAUAUGCAGGUGAAUGGAACAAAGGACUCCGACAUGGACUUGGUGUCCGGCGUACAUGUGUAAACUCAACAAACAGAGAAAAAGAGGCUUCUUCAGAUUUAAAAGUGAUGCAAACUGAGGAAUACCAAAAUGAGACCGAGACGGAUGCAAAAACCUGUGAAACUGAAACCAAAUGCUCAAUAGAACCCAAUCAAGAUCGAAAGUCCGGUUCCACUUUAGAAACAUUCUGUGUGAGUAAAAAAGCUCAGUUGGGCCGAGCUAUUAUGAAGCGUCUACGUAAACAACAUUCCGCAAUGGAAUUGGAGUGCUCCACCGACUCCAGCAGAUUUUACGCUCUCAGUAAAUCAGUAUGUGAUCCAGAUGGAUCACGGUUACUCCGAUCGCCUGGAGCAUCUACGAUUCCGGAGGUUGUACUGAUCUCCCAGAGCGCUAGGCCGUUAUCUCCCAUGGAACAGUCUCCUCUACCUGACGUCAAACUCACCGGUGGCAGCAUCAGGCAGCCAACUGGUGAGGACUUGCAAUUUGUCGAAGUUUACUCAGGCCAGUGGUUUGAAGACAAACGCUGUGGGUAUGGAAUCACAGAGCGCUCGAAUGAUUACAAAUAUAUUGGCGAAUGGUCGAAAAAUCAACGACACGGAUUCGGUGUCUCAUAUUUGCCUGACGGAACCAGGGAAGAGGGCGAAUUCCAGGCGGAUCAACUAAUUGUGCGACUCAAUCGAAAAAAUAAGCUCCAGUUUUUGCGACAAAGCAAGCUUAAAGAAUACGUUGAGAGUGCAGUGAUUCGAGCGGGAGAAGUUGCAAAAGAGGCACGAAGCAAAUCGGCCGAACAGGCAGAGACUCAGAGGACCUAUGCGCACAAGAAUGUAUAUUCAGAUGGUGUGACGCAACUAUUAGAACCGGCACACGUGCAGAAAAUCUUGAUGGCAUGCAACAAGCAGCGUGGAUUCCGUGUAAUCCAGAUGAGUAUUCAAUGA